This is a messenger RNA of Parnassius apollo (apollo), 297 nucleotides long. The record is from the annotation of a GenBank genome assembly. NCBI's taxonomy places the organism in Eukaryota, Metazoa, Arthropoda, Insecta, Lepidoptera, Papilionidae.
AUGUCAAGCACCAAUCUAGUCGGAAAAUUCACGCAAAGCGUUCGUCGCAUCGUACAAGAUGUCAAAGAUGAAGGUACUUCCAGUGGACAAACAAAAGAAGAAGUGAUAGAAACGAAUGAGCGUCUGCGCGCAGUACGGAUACGUCUUGAUGAGAACUACGACACUGCAAAGAAGGCCUUGGUCACACUUAUGUCCCGAUACAACGAGUCCAAGGCAGAGCGCAACGUGUUUACCAGAUAUGCAUUAUUGAAGGCCAUGAUUAAGGUUUUGACUUCAGAAAAGCUCAAAGUGGAAUAA